CCCACCUACAUGGAACCUCAGAAUCUAACAGGUGUCUCAGAUUUCCUCCUCCUGGGCCUCUCAGAGGAUCCAGAGCUGCAGCCCCUCAUCUUCGGGCUGUUCCUGUCCCUGUACCUGAUCACCGUCCUGGGGAACCUGCUCAUCAUCCUGGCUGUCAGCUCUGACCCCCACCUCCACACCCUAUACUUCUUCCUCUCUAGUCUGUCCCUGGAUGACACUGGUUUCAGCACCACCACCGUCCCCAAGAUGCUGGUGAACAUCCAGCCCAGCAAGUCCAUCUCCUAUGCAGGCUGCCUCACUCAGGUGUCCUUUUUUGUUCUUUUUGCGUGUAUGGACAACCUACUCCUGGCUGUGAUGGCCUAUGACCGGUUUGUGGCCAUCUGCCACCCCCUGCACUACCCGGCCAUCAUGAGGCCCCGCCUCUGUGGCCUGCUGAUCAUGGUGUCAUUUGUCAUCAGCCUUUCAGACUCCCUGACUCACUGUUUGAUGGUGUCCCAACGUACCUUCUGCACAGAUGUGGAUAUCCCUCAUUUCUUCUGUGACAUCCCUCAGCUUAUCCACCUCGUCUGCUCCAACACCUCCACCAGUAACAUAUUAAUCUAUUCUGUUGGUGCCAUCUUUGGUGGCAUCCCAGUCUCGGGGAUCCUUUACUCUUAUACUAGAAUUGUCUCCGCCAUUCUGAGAGUCCCCUCGGCAGGGGGGAAGUCCAAAGUCUUCUCCACCUGCGGCUCUCACCUGGCCGUGGUUUGCCUGUUUUAUGGCACAGGCCUUGGGCUGUACCUCAGAUCAUCUGUGUCCCCCUCCCCCAGGAAGGGUGUGGCAGCCUCGGUCAUGUACACGGUUGUCACCCCCAUGCUGAACCCAUUCAUCUACAGCCUGAGGAACAGGGACAUCAAGAGGGCGCUGCAGAGGAUUAUCAGCAGAGCAGCCUGA
Molecule: messenger RNA, 933 nt
Organism: Manis pentadactyla (Chinese pangolin)
Lineage: Eukaryota; Metazoa; Chordata; Mammalia; Pholidota; Manidae
Product: olfactory receptor 7E24-like
Biological process (GO): G protein-coupled receptor signaling pathway
Cellular component (GO): membrane
Molecular function (GO): olfactory receptor activity; G protein-coupled receptor activity
Source: RefSeq, a predicted model, not a curated record